UGUUUGACUGUACUUUAGAGCCAGUAAGAUGCGUCCAUGGAUGGAUGGAGCAGCAUGCAUCCACUUGCAGCUCCUGUUGUCAGACACUGACCUCUAGAGGUCAUGCAGGUAACAGCAGUGGGCGGAGCUCCCGUUAAAUCUCCAGCCAGGAUCACUUCUCACGAGAAGAGGAGAAACAGGAGAGCAUCCAUCUGUCACUGCUUUUAGAAGAAAGAUUGACCAGGUAAAGGUUUAUUUAGCUGAUCCUGCAGAGACCACCAGCAUGUCUUUCUGUCGGUUCUUUGGAGGUGAGGUCUACAAGGAUCAUUUCAAACCAGGGUCAACUUCCUGUUUGAUGCUUGCCCCGCCCACCUACCUGAUGUCACACCAAUGAGGGCAUGCAAUUUUGAUCAUGUGGCUUCAUAGCAAGGGCUCAGCAAAAAAAGUUUUUAUUUUCACUCAUCAGGCGAGAAAAUAAACCCUGUAUGUACGUGUGCUCCAACUGUAACUAUCCGCUGUUCUCCAGCCGGUCCAAGUUCGCCCACUCGUCUCCCUGGCCGGCUUUCACUGACACCAUCAGAGAGGACAGCGUCACCAAGAUGAUGGAGUCGCUCACUGCCUUCAAGGUUCUGUGUGGCAAGUGUGGCAACGGGCUCGGCCAUGAGUUUGUAAAUGACGGCCCAGACGAAGGUGUCUCACGUUUUUGAAUAUUCAGUCACUCGCUCAAGUUUGUCCCCAACAAAGGCAAGGACAAGCAGUAAAGAGCGAGGUAUUAUAGGUAGUUUACACUCCAGCUGCUGUAUCUGCUGCUAGAUCCAGGACCAGUGAUCGGGUCGGGUCAGUGGAUGACGUGGACGGGGAAAAGGCCUGAGAGGGACGGCCUGUCCACUGAAGAAUAUUUGACCAGCCUGAGACACAGCGACGGGACCACACCGCUGCAAAUAUUCCUUUCCAAAAAAUGUUACAUUCCUCGAAUACCUCAUAUUUAAAUACAUAUUAAUUCCAUGAUUGUGAUUUUCUUGAUCUUAAUUAAAUAUAUCAGUAGAUGCAUGUCAUUUUAGCAAGAAAUCAGUUUUUUCUGCUAUCUUUUUGAUUUUGCAUUAUACUGCUGGUAUCACUUACCAUAACCAUAUCAACUAUGCACUGAAGAAGUUCACAUUUCUGCUCCGUCUGCUCUUUUGGUAUCUGUUUUGUAUGUUUGUGUCAAGAUUAUGCAAUAGCAAAGAACGUGUUAACCAACUGUAUGAAGCUACAUGUUUUUUCCUUUUUGUUAUGUACUGUAAGCCAGUAUACUUGAACGUAAAAUUCAAGAUAAAAUGCAAAAUAAUAGAUUUCGCAAAACAUUUGUACAUUUGUAUUUUAUUUUGAAAAACUUAUCUUAGUCAGCGACAUAUUUUUUUCCCUUUUUGUUAUGUACUGUAAGCUGGUGUACUUGAACAGAUUCUAAAAUGAAAAAUAAUCAAUUUCUCAACGUUUGUACAUUUUGCAUUUUAUUUUGAAAACUCACCUUAGAGUCAAGAGUUUAGGGGGCAAAUGCACAACAUUUUGAUGUAUAUGCUCCGUUGUUACAGGAUAAUGAUGCUCGUACGGCGGAACUAAAAAUAAAUUAUAGUUUGAUAGA
Molecule: messenger RNA, 1600 nt
Organism: Sebastes umbrosus (honeycomb rockfish)
Lineage: Eukaryota; Metazoa; Chordata; Actinopteri; Perciformes; Sebastidae
Gene: msrb1b
Product: methionine sulfoxide reductase B1b
Exons: 5
Molecular function (GO): peptide-methionine (R)-S-oxide reductase activity
Source: RefSeq, a predicted model, not a curated record